Messenger RNA from Mya arenaria, 1291 nucleotides. RefSeq lists its product as uncharacterized. The transcript has 2 exons. Lineage: Eukaryota; Metazoa; Mollusca; Bivalvia; Myida; Myidae. The record is from RefSeq and is a predicted model, not a curated record. The coding region runs from base 25 to 843 and encodes 272 amino acids.
CUGAGCAGUCUUUUUGUGUAUUCCAUGUGUGUUUCGCCUUGUUUUGCUGCAACGAUGUUUUCUGUGAAAACACUGGUUUUAUUUGUUGCAUUUGUCAUUAAGUGCUGUACAAACGGACAGACUGAGUCUCCGACAUGCUACAACAAGUUUGAAUACGAGUACCAUGUUCUUGAGAAGCUUCUUACAUUGGAACAAGGCGAGCUUGAUCUUUCCAAAGUUAUCAAAGUCUUCGCUGCAAAGUUCGAAGAACAAAACCGAAUAAUUGACGCUUUGAACGCUUCUAUCCAUGAGCGUCUAUCCGACGGAUCCACGUAUAUAAGAUGGGGAAGAUCAGCCUGUCCUGCCGAUACAGGAGCUGAACUGAUCUACGAAGGCUACGCCGCCGGUGGCCAUUACUCGCACCCGGGAGCUGGGACAAAUAACCUUUGUUUGCCGAGAGACCCACAGUGGGGUCAGGAUGCGACAACUGGAUCACGAAACCUGAUAUACGGCACUGAAUAUGAGACACCAGGAACGUUCAUGAGCGCAGUUCAUAACCAUGAUGUCCCUUGUGCAGUUUGCAGGACGCCGGCUUCGAACGUCUUGAUGAUUCCAGCAAAACUCGAGUGUCACGAUGGCUGGAAAAAAGAGUACAACGGGUAUCUUAUGUCCGGCUAUUACAACUAUGCUGCUGCAAAAGAGUAUGCAUGCGUGGACAGUGAACCUGAGGCUUUAGACGCAGGCCAUGAGAACAAGAAUGGUGCCAUGUUUUAUCUGGUUGAAUCGGUCUGCGGGGCGUUGGAAUGUCCGCCUUAUACAAAUGGAAAGGAGCUAACAUGUGUUGUGUGCACUUAUGGCUCUUAAAAUACGAUUUGAACUGUUUAUCCCCCUUGACAUAACAUAUAAUUUAUGUAUUUUCAUAUUCAAUUUAAACAGAACACAGUUUGCAAAACUAUGAAAAUUAUACUAUAUAUGAUUAUUUUGUUUUGAAGCUCAAACGUGUUAUAGUUGUAUCGGAAAGCGGUACAUGAGACAGUAAGUAACACCAAUUGUGUAUUUUGUGAUCACUUAUAGGAUCAAGAAAAAUAGGUAUAUUAAAUGUUCUCCCCUUUGAAAGCGUACCUUUAUAUAAUAGUUAUAUCUUUAUUAACGAAGCAGCAGACUGUCAACAUUCCGGCAAUAAACACAAUACAACCGGAUGUUGGUGCGUGCACACGGAUGAGUAGGGCCGACUCUAUUCAGUUGUUGACUCCGACUCGGAUAAGCGAAGUUUGAAUGGUUUUCCCUGAUUUUCUUCCAACUUGAAAACACA